UAUCCCCCCUUUGCUGUAUUCGCUCUUCAAUCUCCCAGAAAUGUCAACAAAAUGACAAUUUUUAGUGUGUACAUUAUUAACAAAGCUGGUGGCUUAAUCUACCAGUAUGACCAUAGUAUGCCACGUCCAGAGAAUGAAAAGACGUUUAGUUUUCCUCUUGAGCUGACCUUAAAAGUUUUUGAUGAGAAGAUUGUUGUGGCGUUUGGUGAGAGAGAUGGGAUAAAAGUUGGUCAUACACUGUUGUCUAUCAAUGGUAUCCCUGCAGAGGGAAAGUACCUACAAGAUGGAAGAGAUAUACUGGAGGUUCUAUCUGCCGAGGAAAAUUUUCCUAUCAGUAUUAAGUUUGGAAGACCAAAGUUAACAACCAACGAGAGGAUUAUGUUAGCUAGCAUGUUUCAUUCGUAA
This is a messenger RNA of Ruditapes philippinarum (Manila clam), 405 nucleotides long. Its product is annotated as trafficking protein particle complex subunit 4-like. Bases 52 to 405 code for a protein of 117 amino acids. Gene Ontology annotation, cellular component: TRAPP complex. Gene Ontology annotation, biological process: vesicle-mediated transport. Lineage: Eukaryota; Metazoa; Mollusca; Bivalvia; Venerida; Veneridae. The transcript has 2 exons. The record is from RefSeq and is a predicted model, not a curated record.